UCUAACCUAAAAAUAAUCUUAAAAAUCCUAGAAUCUUUUUAAAAAAUACUGCUUACUUACUAAAGAAUUUGCAAUAAUAUUAAUUUUUAGUGAAAUAAUAAUUAUUGUCCAUUAAUGAGGUAUCAAGAAAUACAUAUGCAAGAGGCUUUUGUUCUGUUAAAAAUUGCAUCUUGACAGAAACGAACCUCCUAGCAUGUUGACUGACGAGAUCGACGAGGACAUUGAAGCUCUUUUAUAUGCCCAAGUCUAUCAUGCAAAGUCGGCAGAGGGCAACAAGUCCCAAAUUAUUGUAGCGAGGGAAGACAUUUCCAAUGCCAAUGACAAAGAAGAAUGUAUGGAUGAUAACAGACAACAAGAAAAUUAUGGUCAACCAGCGAAUCUAGAACCAUCGCCUGAGACUACGCCUACUGCGGACCCCAAUCUAUCACUCAAUAAUCUCCAAUGUUCAGAAAUAUCCACUUCUACUACUAAAACAGGUUCUUUAGAACCCACCCAAAUACCAGUUUCUCCAGACGACCCGAUAAGUGAUCAAGAACACACAAAUCAAAAUUUUUGUCCUGGACCGAAAUUUUUUGAUCGCCUUCAAAGCUUCAAAACCAAAACUAAUUGGUCGGACAAAUGUGAACAAGCCUUAAUAAAUGUCCAAGCAGGGUUGAUCAAUGAGAAGCAAUUUUUUAGAAUUCUCAGACGCGUUUCUCUCCAGAAGAAAAAACGUAGGAAACAAGCACAAAAAACCCUGUCAACUGUUUGCAGUGACAUUGUAUAUUUAAGUGACAGCAGUGAUGAUUCAGAUAUAGAGAUUGUGAGUGUAAAAGAAAAGAAUAUGGAAGAAGUUACACAAAUAAGUGAUAGUGACGAAGGUGGUGAAAAUGAUGAUAUCAUUUAUAUAGAACCGCCUCCGGUGCCAGUUGUCACUGUUGCUGAUGAAACCGAUGAGAAUGAAGAACUACCAGAUGAACCGCCUGGAGUUGAAGAACCUUCACUCCACAUUGAUGAAGAAGCUUCCAACGAUUUUUUGCCAGCUGCAACAACUAGUGGAGAAAAUUUUAAUUUCAGUUUACAUGGUUCCGAGUUUCAAGAUGCUGAGUUUGUUCGACCAGCUAAUCCUUGUGAUCACUAUGAAACUGAAAGCAGUACAAGCACAUCGGAUUUCAAUAGAGAAUCCAGCAGAGAAUUUAGUAAUACUGUUAAAACUAUAGUUUUUAACGAAGUUGACUUUCCUAAAGAUAUUUUUGAUGAUAGUAAUAAUUUAGAAAAGUUUGGUGAACUUAUUACACCAAAAAGAAAAAAUAAAUCUGCCAAUAGUGAAGAUGACCUAGAAAAAGCAGGUACAAGUGGAUACAGAAAACGUCAUAAUCGGAGAAAAUCAUCAGAAAGUGGAAGUAGUUCUGAAAGCGAUUACGAUCCUUCAGAAAGCCAUCAGCAUUUGCCUCAUUUAUCUCCUAUGGUGCCAGUUCAGUCAUCCCCACUCAAAAAACGUAAAAAUUCAGUUCAAAAUAAGGACAGACCAUUGGAGGAGAAUCAAGAUAUAAUAGCUGGAGAGGACACCAAUGCUGACAAGAAAACGAAAAAGAAAAGGAAAAAGAAAAAUACAGGAGAUACUACUAAUGAAGAUUUGGAAAAAUCAGACGAAUCUGAUGUUCACACCACAACUAGUAGCUUAACAAAAGGUGCAACCGCUCCUACAAUAAAAACCGAGAAAAUAGCUAAAAAAAACGAAUUACCAAAGAAAAAUAUGAAGAAAAAAAACAAAACAGGCAGGGAGGAAAUAAUACCACAGGCUGACAGAACUCGUAAGGAGGAAAUAGCCCUACGGGCUCACCUUCGCCUUUUUGACGAAAUUGAAGAACUUCGAGGGGAAACAGAACAGAUUGUAGGCGAUUUGAUGACGAGGAAAGGACGCACACGCUGGUUACUACGGAGUCAAAAAGCAGGUGAAGAGAACGCUGACAUUGUUCCAUUGAGAAAAAAGAAAAAAAAGAAAAAGAAAAACAAAGCAGUCGAGAAUCUCAAUGACGGAGUUGAUCAAUCCAAUGCUGAAAUUGAUUUAAUUAUUACUGAAGAGGAACAAAAUGACAUGUUCGGAAAUGAUUUUGAUAAAGGGCCGAUGGAAGGUGAUCAAGAAACAACUUGCACUAAAGUGACUGAAGAAGAGUGCAAGAAGCGCAAAAGUGACAAUAAUUUUGAAAGAAAUGACAAUAAAGAGGCUGAAAAGAAUAAGAAAACAAAACGAAAUUCAUCCAGCAAGCAAAAUAGUUUUGCAGAUAAAGAAGUUAAUGGAGUAGGCCAGGAUGAAGAAAAAGUAGAGGAUAAUUUAAUUACAGUUGAUGAAGAUGAUGACAUAUUGAUAAUCGAGAAACCGAUUCCACUCCACGUUAUUCAAUCUUCAGAAUCAGAGGAUGAUAUCAUCAGCUUCGGUGAUUUAGGACAGGAACUCCAACUGGCAAACAUAGAAAAUGAGAGGAAAAAUGACGAUAAGCUUAAAGAUUUCGAUAUUGAAAAUAUAAAAAGUAGGAUGUCAGAUGAUCCGCUCAAAUGGCAGGUGAAUACUAAAGAUAUAAACAAAGUAAAAACUCCCGCUUGUGGUCCAAGAUGUAGAAAAUGUAGACAGACUGGACACAUAGCAAUGCGUUGUCCAAAUAAGCAAGAGCUACCUAGGUGUUUUUUGUGUGGCUUUGAAGGACAUGAGGAACCUAGGUGUAAAAACAAAGUCUGUUUCACGUGUGGUGCCAGAGGAAGUUUUUCGACAGUCUAUUGUUAUAGAUGUGUCAACCAGAGAAAACUUAGAUGUGCCUUGUGUCACCUAAUCGGUCACUCGAGUGAAGGCUGCCCGGAUCUUUGGAGACGAUAUCACUCGACCACCAAACGGGGUCCAGUGGUAGUAUCCAAGGACAAUAGGUUAAAACCGAAAAAUCUACGAUGGUGCUCGGGAUGCGCCGCAAACGGACAUUUAGAAUUUCAGUGCAAGAGUUAUCGGUGGCUCAGGGAGUACCCUGUAACGUCGCCUAUUAUAUUUGAAUGGCAUGACGUAUACGAUAGCAAAAAUGAUGAGUCAGUGGGGAAAGCCUUUGACUUGAGAGGGAUAUUGGAUUCAAACCGUGAAAACACAUCAGACUUGAGAAAGAAACUGGAUGAGAGGAGGAUGAAAAGCAGUACCAACAGCAUCGCAUCUACAGCUGACACCACUCAAACAGAUGCUGAUAAUAAUACCAAUGCCAAAUCUCAAACAUCCCAAACUUCUACAGAAACUCCAAAGGUUUCUCAACCUCCUUCGACAGAAAGUCCCCUACCUCCUGAAGGUCCUCAGAUUCUUCAAGUUUGCCAGACACAAAAUCCUAUUCUAAGUGCAGAAAGAAGUCUGAAUGUUUCUCCUAAUAAACCAGACAUAAACAUAAAUAAAUCAAAAAAAAGAAGACAGAAUCGAGAUCGAAGACCAAAUCCCGUGUCCUUUAUGAACAAUAGGCACGCUCAGUAUGAAACUAGAAACUGGUCAAACGAGAGGUAUCAAAGUGUACUCAAUCCUAACUUGGGAAUGGACAAUAGGCCUUACCCAAACCAAAUACAGCAAUUUCCAAACCAACCUCAGCAAUUUCCAAACCAAAUACAGCAAUUUUCAAAUCAAUUCCAGCAAUUUUCAAAUCAAAUUCAGCAAUUUCCAAAUCAAAUUCAGCAAUUUCCGAAUCAAAUUCAGCCCUUCAACCAAAUCCAGCAGCUGAACUUGUUCAAUCCGAUUCCUGCAUUUUAUCAACCGCCACGAUAUUACGAUUUUACCCGGGAUAAUGAACGUUGGAAUGAUAAUAAUCCACAGAUGUUUACCAGGUUGACUUAUGAGAAACCUCGACCACUCUUAGAUAUCGCCUUUUCUCCACCCAACAAUCGACAUUUGCCCGUUAGAAAUUUCUCUAGUAGAGAUUUUUCGAAUGCUCCUUUUACUAUUACUCGUGAGCCUUCCCCAAGAUUGUUGGAGUUUUCUGGACCACACCAAUCAGAAAUGGUAAUGCAUUUCGUUGAACCUUAGAGCAGGCCGUAAAGCAAAAGUGGAGCUGGAUUUGAAUGACCGCAGGCCACCAAGUUGACCAAUACGUGAGUUGGUGAUGCUGCCACUAUGCCACUCCUGCUGUAAGAUUUAGACCAAAACAGACUAGACAGAUGUAUUUAAUUAAAUAUGUUUUUUUUUUACUUAUAAAAUUUAUUUGUCCAAUAUAUGUAAUUAUCUUUUUCUUUUUUGUGAUAUUUGCAACCAAAGUUAAGAAAGUUUGAGGUUUGAGUAAUCGAAUUUCAAAAUUUGUUUGCUGAUUCCGAUUUAUACCCCAGCUUUGAAGCUUGAACCAAUUUUCUGUGGAAAAAUAAUGAACUUUGAUACCCUCCUCUAUCAAAAUACUACGUUUCGUGGCACCAUUGCACCAAUUUACUUACCAAAGUGAGGCAAUCUUUUGAAUUGAAGAAUAAGUAUGUAUAAUUUUUAAAAAGUUAUGCCUACAAGUAUUGUGAUGUUUCGUUACGCCGAAAUGUUCAUACUUAAGCUUCAAGCUGGCGACAUAAGAAUAUUUCCUAAUUUAAAAAAGUAUAAGUCUUUAACAUUAAAUAAUAAACCCAAACUUCAAACCUUCUCAGUUCUCAAAGAGCUUUUUUGUUGGAAGAGAAACGAGAAACACUUUGAUUGUGAAUAACUAUAAAUAUUUGUUUACCAUAUUUUGUAAUACUUGGGUAUUUUCAAAUACAAUUAUUGUCAAUAAAGAC
Messenger RNA from Ceutorhynchus assimilis (cabbage seed weevil), 4740 nucleotides. NCBI's taxonomy places the organism in Eukaryota, Metazoa, Arthropoda, Insecta, Coleoptera, Curculionidae. The record is from the annotation of a GenBank genome assembly.